Molecule: messenger RNA, 1925 nt
Organism: Halichondria panicea
Lineage: Eukaryota; Metazoa; Porifera; Demospongiae; Suberitida; Halichondriidae
Exons: 4
Coding region: 584-1501 (305 amino acids)
Source: RefSeq, a predicted model, not a curated record
AAAGACGACUCUCACUUUCCAGGAAUAUGCAUGGCAGUAGCAUGUAUCAUAAAGGAGAGGAACAAACAUAAUUAUGUGUGGAAUUCAGAGCAUAAUAUCAUUGAUCCUAUUCAGGUCUUGUACCGAGAAAAAGGUAUACACACGUCUGAACCAAGUAGGUGUUGCCGUCAGCUAUGAUACAACCAUCUCCACCAUCGGCAAAAUCGCCAAGCUUCAUCAAGUUCCGAUCAAAGACUGGCUAAGUACGGGCACUGACAUCAAGUUAGUUGGCGACAAUGUCGAUAAGAACGUUAGGGUACGUGACAUUAGAUCAGACCAUAGAGGUGAGAUGGUACACAUGUACAGUAUGCUUGUGGUCAAAAGCUGAGUUCAAUCAGCUGGUCUUUCAACAGCGAGUAGAGCGAGUAAUCUCACAGACUGCUCAGCAUUGCAUUUUUUACCAUCCAAACAUGAUCUGGAUGAAAUUAGGGGAGACCUGGUAAUUCUUGUCAGUCGUAUUCUGUGCAAGUACAUCAAACCAUUGAAACCUCUAUUGUCAUCAUGAUCAGUCGACAAACACAUUACACACCAAUAUUCCACUGAAAUGGCCUUACCAUCUGAUGUACAUGUCGUUGAUGUUUUGAUGAAAAAUGAGAACAGUAGUGCUGAUAUGAUUGAGAUAAUGCAACAUCAACAGAGCUUCAUUCCAGAAAACUUUCCCAAGGGACAUCGGAUCAUGUCUGGAGGAGACCACCUGACUUGUGAGAGGCAAAUAGCAGCUCAGCACCACCUUAGUGAUGGGGACACACAGAGGGAACACCUGGAGCUAAUAGAGCCUCAAGUUGAGGAUUGGCACGCAUUAAUGAAUUUCAUGUUGGGUAUUUGGAAGAAAUUGUUCAAAGACUCAGCACGAGACCAUGGCACCCUGAGACAGCUCUGUGGUCUUCUUGGCCGGCACCCAGCAGCGAAGGACCCUAAAAAGGAUAUGAAUGCCUGUGUUGAUUUCCUGAUGGCUGUGGUGAAGGGUCACUAUAUUGCUGCGGCUUGUCUGAUUCUUGGAAUCGAAGCCCCAGUCAGAGAUUGCCAAUAUACCAAACCCCAAUGUAAGAGCGUGGUGGACAAGUGUGGACUAGUUGAUAAUGCACUCCUUUUAAAAGAUGACGCAACCGAAGAUGAACAUAAGGAUGGUAUACACAGUUAUAAUUGUCUAUGCCAUUUUGCAUCUUUGGUGAUCGAAUUUCUAGAUGCAUGGUCAGAAGGUGAUGGCGACCGAAUAUGCAGAUGUUGGAAGAUCUUUAUGCUCCAUUUUCAUGAAGGAAAGCAGACGAAGUACGCAUUACAAGCGUUGCGUAUUCAGUUUCAACUGGUUGAACUUUCACCUUCAUUAGCACAUCAACUUAAAUGGAAUCGUUUCGUAAAUUACAAAGGAGGUAGAGGAACAAACAUACCGUGUGAUCUGCACAAUGAACACAUAAAUAGAAGCGUGAAAGGUAUUAUUAACCAUAUGGGUGCACCUAAGUGAGAGUGCUGUUAGACGAGCUGGUCACAAUGAUUGAAGAUAUUAUUAAUAACUUUGACAAGUGUACUAAUGUUCCAUACCAGAGUAGUACUCACUCAACACGAAGCGAUGAAAAAGAUGUUAUGAAAAUAGUAGGUGUUGUGAAACGAAACAAGCUGCUUCAUUUCAUUCCAGGUCGUGCUCAUGCUGCAUACCCAUCAAUGACCUCAAAUCCUCUGUCCCACUUGAAAAAACAACAUAUGCUGCAUUGGAUAGUAAACAAACAAUGUGCAAGGAUUAAUUGGGAAUGUGUAUUUGGAGCAGAAAAUGUAGAAGAAGAAGAUAACGAUAAUGACACAUAAUUAUUAACUCGUGUAUUUGUAAUUACAGACCAUUAAAUUUUCUAUUAACAAUUCAACACACCAACUGUUCACAAUGUCUUCACCAU